AUGGAUACUUCCUUGGUACCUACUUCCAAGAACGGCCUUAUUAUACGAGGGAUUGGUAACAAAAAUGUUCCAGAAGAUCCUCCAUUCCCACUUCAGAAGACGGACUCAUUACUACUGGAUUUUGAAGCUAAAGACACUACAGACUCUUUACUUGGGAACAAGUCAUGGCCGCGGCUAACGACCGGAUGGACAUUGUGGAUAGCCCGCUUGCGACUUUAUUUUGAAAAAGAUUGGGAAAGGCUUGGGUUACUUCAAUUGAUAAGAAUGAGUGAACAAUCUUUUGACUUCCAUGCUGGUAUGUGUAGGUCGUUUCUUCGAUACUGGAGUCCUUCUGCCAAUUCUUUCCUUUUCCCUUGUGGUCCCAUGUCUGUUACUCUGAAGGAUGUAUUUAUGCUUACUGGACUUCCAGUUAUUGGUUUCGAUGCUCCCUGUUUAUUUGAGGUAGACCAAAAACAACUGUUCUCUUGUCCAGACUAUCACAGCUACAAGGCAUGCAUUGAGAAGUGGUGCAGAGGAAUGGAGACCCCUUCUUUGGAGGAACAUACAGAAUUUCUAUGGGUUCUCAUCUGUAAGUUUAUUCUGUGUACCCCUUCUGGUGCUCCCACCAAGGAAUCUCUGAGGUUGGCGAGUAAGUUGGCCACUGGGACUUUUGUGGCUCUAGGGUUUGUAUUUCUGGGUGCUUUUUAUCAGGCUCUCCAACAGUGUGUUACCAACAAGCCCUUAGCCAGGUUGGGAGGUCAUAUGUGGUUGCUACAACUGUGGAUCUUCUCUUACUUCCCUGAGGUUAGGGGCAAAGUACCAGGUCCUCUUCGUAUUUCCAUUAUGGAUCUUCUGGAGGCUAAGUGUUGUUUAGAGGAAGGUGCAGUUUUUGACUUUUUGGGAGCUUUAACCACUAGAGAGGCGUCUGCUUUCUCUGUUUUUGAUCUCCCUUUUCAUAUGCCUCUCUGGAUGGCUAUCUUUUCUGGUUACCCCAGUGCCCUUCUCUUGGUUAAGAGAAAGCUUCUUUGUGCUUUCACCACUUCUAGAGUAUUGUUUGUGGGUGGAUCCCAGGCUUUUUCCACUCGUUCUUCUAGCCAGCAUCUUGUGUGGAAAGUAUAUAUGAGCAGUCUCUGGAGUAGACAAUUUGGGAUUGGUCCUGGCCAGAUUCAUCCUUUCUUGGCUCUUUAUGCUACUCUGACUGAGUGGACUAGCAGUGUUGUGGAGAAACUCUCGAAUUUGCAUGUUCACUAUCGCUGUCCUUUAGUGGAGAAUUUGUCCACUUCUCAUGACUUCGCUUCUUGGUGGACAGAGCGGUUCCAAUUGAUCCAGUCCAUGCGUGCAGCCGCCAAAACUCCUAAGAAGUCUACCUCCUCUGGCACUCCUAAGGAAAAGGCCAAAAGAAGGAGAAAUGAUUCAUCAGAUUCCGCCAAAUCCUCUAGAGAAUCUUCUGGUGAAUCUGUCAAAUUUUCUGGUGCAUCUUCUUCACAGACGAAACGGCUUAGGCGUUCUGGGAGAGUGGUGAAACCAGUUAGGAAAUCUGGUGGUCCUAUGCUUGACCCUGACACUGUGAUCUUAGACGAUGAAGACACACCACAUUCUCCAUCUUCUCAUGCUGCAUCUGAUAAUGAAGAAGAAGAUGUCAAUGGUGUUGACACAGGAGUUGAUGCUGAAGACAAUAGAGUUGUUGAAACAAUUGAAGAACAACAAAAUAUCAAUUCAUCAGCUCCGAUCUCCUCAGGUGCCGUUUCCACUUCUUCAGGUGCCACUACAUCUUCUAGUGAAUCUGAGGAAACCAUGUCACAAAUCAAGAAGCUCUCUUCGAUCUUGAAUGAAGACGAAGACUUAGUGGAUUUGAGCUUCUUGGACGAAAUGGUUGCCCCAGAGGUUAAUACUUCCUCGGUUCCUUCUCCAGCUGAUGUCCAUAAUGCCCUUUCUGUGGUCAAGCGAGUUAUGGGCCAACACAUUUCUGCCAUCACGGAUUCUCAGAAGGAAGAUCUGGUUUCCUCUUUCAGCAUCUUACGUCGUGUUCCAGAUUCCAUCAUCACUUCUGAGGUAGAGACUGAGAUUCUGGAGUCGCUGAAUAUGUGGAGGUCUAGUGUGGAGGUUGAAUGCAGUGACCUUCCAAAGUUAGAUUCCUCUAAGGCAAACAAUGCUUUGUAUUUGUCUUUGGGAUCCAAUAAGCGAGAAGUGGCCCAGCAGAUUCGGGAUAUUGAAGCUAAGGGUGAAGCCUUUGAAGAGGAAAUUCAAAAACUGGAGGAUGCCAUUGAAGUUUUGAAAACCAAGCAACUGGAUCUCUUAGAGGCAUGCAAGCCUCUGACUACUAAGUAUCAGGAGAUUGUUUCUCAGUUCCAACCUUUGCAUGUUAUCAUUCGAGAGAAAAGGCAUGAUAUGGCCGCCUGGGUCAAGAAUUGUGCCAAGGCUCGCCAGGACAAAAUAGAUUGCCUUUCCAAGUGGAGUAAGCUGCAGCAUUUUCUCUCCGAUUCACUCUCUGCCUCCCUAUCAACAGUUCCUUGAAGAUUUUUUUU
Messenger RNA from Mercurialis annua (annual mercury), 2504 nucleotides. RefSeq lists its product as uncharacterized. The transcript is spliced from 3 exons. NCBI's taxonomy places the organism in Eukaryota, Viridiplantae, Streptophyta, Magnoliopsida, Malpighiales, Euphorbiaceae. The record is from RefSeq and is a predicted model, not a curated record. The coding region runs from base 1 to 2493 and encodes 830 amino acids.